GAUGUGGUACUGCAACAGGAGGAGCUGAAGAUGAAGGUGAGGCUGAAGCUGGCUGGAUCGAAGGUGCUGCCAUCCUACUCUCUGUUAUCUGUGUUGUUCUUGUCACUGCCUUCAAUGACUGGAGCAAGGAGAAGCAGUUUCGUGGGCUUCAAAGUCGUAUUGAGCAGGAACAGAAAUUUACUGUUGUCCGAGGUGGACAAGUUAUCCAGAUCCCAGUGGCAGAGAUAGUAGUUGGUGACAUUGCACAGGUGAAAUAUGGUGAUCUUCUACCUGCUGAUGGGAUAUUUAUUCAAGGAAAUGAUCUCAAGAUCGAUGAAAGCUCUUUAACUGGAGAGUCAGACCAAGUCCGCAAGUCUGUUGACAAAGACCCAAUGCUCCUGUCAGGUACUCACGUCAUGGAAGGCUCUGGACGGAUGCUCGUAACUGCUGUGGGUGUGAAUUCUCAGACAGGCAUCAUCUUCACCCUGCUAGGGGCUGGAGGAGAAGAAGAAGAAAAGAAAGAUAAGAAAGGUGUGAAACAGGAGGAUGGACAUCAGCUUCCAGUAGAGUCUUCCCAUCCCUCCUCCCACCCUCCUUCAGCUACAGAUGGUGCAGCAGGUGCAAAUGCCACUGGUAAUGCAAAUGCCAGCUUAGUCAAUGGCAAAAUGCAGGAUGGGAAUAUGGAGAACAGCCAGAACAAAGCCAAGCAGCAGGAUGGGGCUGCUGCCAUGGAGAUGCAGCCACUGAAGAGUGCAGAAGGGGGAGAAGGAGAUGACAAAGACAAGAAGAAAUCCAACAUGCAUAAGAAGGAAAAGUCUGUUCUUCAGGGAAAGCUGACCAAGCUGGCAGUCCAGAUAGGCAAAGCAGGUUUGGUGAUGUCUGCCAUCACUGUAAUAAUUUUGGUACUAUAUUUUGCCAUUGACACGUUUGUGGUCAACAAGAAGCAGUGGCUGCCUGAGUGCACGCCUGUCUAUGUUCAGUAUUUUGUUAAAUUCUUCAUUAUUGGUGUUACUGUACUUGUGGUUGCUGUUCCUGAGGGACUUCCACUUGCUGUCACUAUUUCUCUGGCUUACUCUGUAAAGAAAAUGAUGAAGGAUAACAAUCUGGUUCGCCACUUAGAUGCUUGUGAAACCAUGGGUAAUGCUACAGCCAUCUGCUCCGACAAAACAGGGACGCUGACGACCAACCGGAUGACGGUGGUCCAAGCCUACGUUGGAGAUGUCCACUACAAAGAGAUCCCGGACCCAGACUCCAUACCCGCCAAAACCCUCGAACUGCUGGUUAAUGCAAUUGCUAUCAACAGUGCUUACACUACAAAGAUCCUGCCACCAGAGAAAGAGGGUGGCCUGCCUCGCCAGGUCGGCAAUAAGACGGAGUGUGGUCUCUUGGGAUUUGUCCUGGAUUUAAAGCAGGAUUAUGAGCCUGUUCGAAACCUCAUCCCCGAGGAGAAGCUCUAUAAAGUUUACACCUUCAACUCUGUGAGAAAGUCAAUGAGUACUGUCAUUAAAAUGCCAGAUGGCAGUUUCCGAAUGUACAGCAAAGGAGCUUCUGAAAUUGUGCUGAAGAAAUGUUCCAGGAUCCUUAAUGCAGCUGGUGAACCUCGGAUCUUCAGACCCCGCGACCGAGAUGAAAUGGUGAAGAAAGUGAUUGAACCUAUGGCCUGCGAUGGGCUGAGAACCAUCUGUGUUGCCUUCCGAGACUUCGGCAGCAGCCCAGAGCCUGACUGGGACAACGAAAAUGACAUAUUAUCUGACCUGACUUGCAUUUGUGUUGUUGGCAUUGAAGACCCAGUAAGGCCAGAGGUCCCAGAAGCCAUAAGAAAGUGCCAGCGAGCUGGAAUUACAGUCCGCAUGGUCACUGGAGACAACAUCAACACAGCACGUGCCAUUGCCAUAAAAUGUGGAAUCAUUCAUCCGAAAGAGUUCAACAGAAGGAUCCGAAAUGAGAAGGGAGAGAUUGAGCAAGAACGGAUCGACAAAAUCUGGCCAAAGCUUCGGGUGCUUGCUCGCUCAUCUCCCACUGACAAACACACUUUGGUCAAAGGUAUUAUUGACAGCACCCAGGUGGAGCAGAGGCAGGUCGUAGCUGUGACUGGUGAUGGAACCAACGAUGGACCAGCACUAAAAAAAGCUGAUGUUGGCUUUGCAAUGGGUAUUGCUGGAACAGAUGUUGCAAAGGAAGCCUCAGACAUCAUCCUGACAGAUGACAACUUUAGUAGCAUUGUGAAGGCUGUAAUGUGGGGACGCAAUGUCUACGACAGUAUCUCCAAGUUCCUGCAGUUCCAGCUCACUGUUAACAUCGUGGCUGUGAUUGUGGCUUUCACUGGAGCAUGCAUUACCCAGGACUCUCCUCUGAAAGCUGUACAGAUGUUGUGGGUCAAUCUCAUUAUGGACACCUUUGCCUCCCUUGCUUUGGCCACUGAACCUCCCACCGAGGCUCUGUUGCUGAGAAAGCCAUAUGGCAGAAACAAACCUCUUAUAUCCCGCACCAUGAUGAAGAACAUUCUGGGCCACGCUGUUUACCAGCUUACUCUCAUAUUUACUCUUCUUUUUGUUGGCGAGAAAAUGUUUAAGAUUGACAGUGGGAGGAAUGCACCCCUUCACUCUCCUCCUUCGGAGCAUUACACCAUUAUCUUCAACACCUUUGUCAUGAUGCAGCUUUUCAAUGAAAUCAACGCACGGAAAAUCCAUGGUGAAAGGAAUGUCUUUGAUGGCAUCUUCAGAAAUCCUAUUUUUUGCACUAUUGUACUGGGUACCUUUGCUAUUCAGAUAGUAAUUGUCCAGUUUGGAGGAAAACCAUUUAGCUGUUCUCCCCUGCAGCUUGACCAGUGGAUGUGGUGUGUAUUUAUUGGACUAGGAGAACUUGUAUGGGGUCAG
Messenger RNA from Nestor notabilis (Kea), 2855 nucleotides. RefSeq names its product plasma membrane calcium-transporting ATPase 2-like. Gene Ontology annotation, molecular function: ATP hydrolysis activity; ATP binding; PDZ domain binding. The record is from RefSeq and is a predicted model, not a curated record. Gene Ontology annotation, cellular component: postsynaptic density membrane; intracellular membrane-bounded organelle. Gene Ontology annotation, biological process: regulation of cytosolic calcium ion concentration; calcium ion transmembrane transport. NCBI's taxonomy places the organism in Eukaryota, Metazoa, Chordata, Aves, Psittaciformes, Psittacidae.